This is a messenger RNA of Aureobasidium musti, 786 nucleotides long. The record is from the annotation of a GenBank genome assembly. NCBI's taxonomy places the organism in Eukaryota, Fungi, Ascomycota, Dothideomycetes, Dothideales, Saccotheciaceae.
AUGGACGAUACUCUACCAGCUUCGACGAACGAGCUGACCGUCUCCACAAAGAAACCAAUAACCUUCUUCUCCCUGCCUAUCGAGAUCCGCAUAAUGAUCUAUCAAGUGCACCUACCUUCAACCACCAGUAUUCCACUCUGCUCUCAUCGCAGGAUGCCAAAACCAGAUCUCGGUGUCAACCUCUUGCGUACCUGUCGCCAAAUCUACCUCGAAGCCUUACAAUACGCCUACACCGAGCGACUAUUCAAAACCAGUCGCUCGUGCAAGCACUGCUGUCAAAACCUCACCCUCGCCGACAGCAAUUUCUUAAACCACUUACAAGAGUCCGCAAUCCACAGGAUCGAAAGACUAAAGUUGGCGGUAAACGUCGACUGCCUAGCCAGCUACAGAGCCAGUCGUAGCAGCUACAGAGCAACCAAAGCAAUAAGCCCAGCCAUCCAACUCCCCAACAUUGCAACAAUGCAGAGUUUGAAGUAUGUCUGCGUCAAAGUGGUCUUGUUUCGAUUUGUGUGCUGUGUACCUGCACACGCGAUCAAACAUGCCUUGAACCGUUGGUGUAGCCUUGGGUUCGAUUUACUGAUGAUAAAGAUCUUUGAGUCCAUACCUGAGGGCGUAGAAGUGAGGUGGGAGGCAGAGCUACUCGGUGAAGACAUGCCAGAGCGAGAACUUGAGGAGACCACUGAGGCGGCGACACAGACGCUACAAAGGAUGGCUAAGCACUGGCAGUUCAUGCAGAAAAUCGACUACGAGAGGCUAAAAUCUAGAACCAGAGAGUUGAUCGAGUAG